Balaenoptera acutorostrata (minke whale) is the source of this 2740-nucleotide messenger RNA. RefSeq names its product protein phosphatase, Mg2+/Mn2+ dependent 1H (gene PPM1H). The transcript is spliced from 10 exons. The record is from RefSeq and is a predicted model, not a curated record. Gene Ontology annotation, molecular function: protein serine/threonine phosphatase activity. Gene Ontology annotation, biological process: protein dephosphorylation. Lineage: Eukaryota; Metazoa; Chordata; Mammalia; Artiodactyla; Balaenopteridae. The coding region runs from base 993 to 2540 and encodes 515 amino acids.
GGUAAAAUGGUGCUUGCUUCUGAUUUCUUAGAGCUCUUUCGUUUUCUUCGCCAUUAAGCUUAUUCUGGGUUCGAAACAGGGUCUGCUCCGCAGAUAAUGAUGCGUGUGGUGGUAAUGAAAGAAAAAGAAAAGGAAUUUUAGAAAUGCCUAGGGAAAAACUUUUAAUGAUUUUUGUGCAACCACUGUGGGUUGUUGCUUUUUGUUUCUUGAAAGCUCCGAAAUCUCUCACACCAGGUGUUCCUCUUUCCACUACAGGACUUGGAGCCGUCCCACCGGGAUUCCACCUGUCUCCCUUUUCAGCUCCCGAAGUUUCCUUUCUCGAAGGCGUAGGCAGCAUUUCUCCUCGAGUGGAUUCCUCAACUGGCUUUUCCCGGAGGCCCGGCUCCACGUGACCUCCCCUAACACCUGUACCGCCACCAGCUCACAGCGCCCCCAUCCUCUCCGCCAGGUACAGACCCGGCCUGGCUCCUCCUCCCCAGGAGGUCACGGUCCGGGUGCGAGCCUGGCUCGGGCCGGCAGGGGAGGGGCUGAGCUACAGCCCCGCAGCCGCUGGAGCCCUUGCGGCCGGAUUAUCACAUGACUCGACGGCGGCGGUAGCCUUGGCAGCAGCCGCUCCGGCUCCGCGGGCUUGCCGGGUGGGCUCAGUUCCGCUCACGCAGGAGUCGAGCGCAGCGGGCGGGGAAGGGACCUGCUGAAGCUGCGGCCGCCCAGCCGCUCCCGGAGCGCGCGGCAUCUCCCCCGGCCCGGCCGGCCCGCUCCAUGCCGCUCCAUUGCGGAAGUGUAGCGGGGGGAGGGGGCGGCGGCGGCGGCGGCACGGAGCGCGGGAGGCCGGAGCUCGGCCCCCUGCAGCACUAGGCUCUGGGAGCAGCGCGGCGCGCCCACCGGCCCGGCUGCCCGUGCGCCCGCCGUAGCCUGCAUGCCCCGCGCUGCGCCUCGCCCGGCCCCAGCCGCCGCCCACUGCUCGCACCGCUGCUGCCGGGCGCCGGAGUAAUAUGCUCACUCGAGUGAAAUCUGCCGUGGCCAAUUUCAUGGGCGGCAUCAUGGCUGGCAGCUCAGGCUCCGAGCACGGCGGCGGCGGCGGCUGCGGAGGCUCGGACCUGCCCCUGCGCUUCCCCUACGGGCGACCCGAGUUCCUGGGGCUGUCUCAGGACGAGGUGGAGUGCAGCGCCGACCACAUCGCCCGCCCCAUCCUCAUUCUCAAGGAGACCCGGCGGCUGCCCUGGGCCACUGGCUACGCAGAGGUUAUCAAUGCCGGGAAGAGCACACACAAUGAAGACCAAGCCAGCUGUGAGGUGCUCACCGUGAAGAAGAAAGCAGGGGCCGUUACCUCAACCCCAAACAGGAACUCAGCUAAGAGACGGUCCUCACUUCCCAACGGGGAGGGGCUGCAGCUGAAGGAGAACUCGGAAUCAGAAGGCGUUUCCUGCCACUACUGGUCGCUGUUUGACGGUCACGCGGGGUCCGGGGCUGCUGUGGUGGCAUCCCGCCUGCUGCAGCACCACGUCACUGAGCAGCUGCAGGACAUCGUGGAGAUCCUGAAGAACUCGGCCGUGCUGCCGCCCACCUGCCUGGGCGAGGAGCCCGACCACACACCCGCGAACAGCCGAACUCUGACCCGCGCGGCCUCGCUCCGCGGCGGGGUGGGCGCCCCCGGCUCCCCCAGCACCCCGCCCACGCGCUUCUUCACCGAGAAGAAGAUCCCGCACGAGUGCCUCGUCAUCGGGGCUCUUGAAAGCGCAUUCAAGGAAAUGGACCUACAAAUCGAACGAGAGAGGAGUUCAUACAAUAUAUCUGGUGGUUGCACAGCCCUCAUUGUGGUUUGCCUUUUGGGGAAGCUGUACGUGGCAAAUGCUGGGGACAGCAGGGCCAUAAUCAUCAGAAAUGGAGAGAUCAUCCCCAUGUCUUCGGAAUUCACCCCUGAGACCGAGCGCCAGCGACUUCAGUACCUGGCAUUCAUGCAGCCUCACUUGCUGGGAAAUGAGUUCACACAUUUGGAGUUUCCAAGGAGAGUACAGAGAAAGGAACUUGGGAAGAAGAUGCUCUACAGGGAUUUUAAUAUGACAGGCUGGGCAUACAAAACCAUUGAGGAGGAUGACUUGAAGUUUCCCCUUAUAUAUGGAGAAGGCAAGAAGGCCCGAGUAAUGGCGACUAUUGGAGUGACCAGGGGACUUGGGGACCAUGACCUGAAGGUGCAUGAUUCCAACAUCUACAUAAAGCCAUUCCUGUCUUCAGCGCCAGAGGUAAGAGUCUACGAUCUCUCCAGAUACGAGCAUGGAGCAGACGAUGUGCUGAUCUUGGCCACUGACGGACUCUGGGAUGUUUUGUCCAAUGAAGAGGUGGCAGAAGCAAUCACUCAGUUUCUCCCUAACUGUGAUCCAGAUGACCCUCACAGGUACACACUGGCGGCUCAGGACCUGGUGAUGCGUGCCCGUGGCGUCCUGAAGGACAGAGGAUGGCGGAUAUCCAAUGACCGACUGGGCUCAGGCGAUGACAUCUCUGUAUAUGUCAUUCCUUUAAUACAUGGAAACAAACUGUCAUGAAAACAGCCCAGGGUUUUAAAAGGACAGAAGGGAAGAAAGCUGGGAUGCCUCUGGGCAGGGCGGGGCUGGGAAGUGCCCCAGCAGAGUUCCAGAUGAUGCCACCUCUUCCCAGCCCAGGUGGGAAGCUUGCUGCUGAAAGGCCUCUGGCUGAGCUUCAAGAGGACCCUCGGGUUUCAGUUUCCUCUUUAGUAACAGGUCUG